AUGGCGAUUUUUGGGAUUCAUUUCAUCUACAGAUAUUUAGUAGCCAGCGGUCAUCAAUUGCUGGCCACUUUUUCCACAUGGAAAAUCACACUGUGGCUGUCACUUCCAGUGUUACUAUAUGGAGUCAUUUGGGGACUUGGAAGUUAUUAUGCAUGCGGUCCAACUGAUUAUACAAUCGGAUUUGUUAAAAUGGAUGUGCUUGCAAAUUAUGGUCUUCAAAUGGAAGAGAUUGCUUAUUUCGGAUUACAUUUCUACAGAAAAAAUGAAAAAGGAGAGACAUUUAUUGUUUAUGAACAAGGUUCCUCGUUGUUUAGUGCAAUAUAUUUCGGAGUGAAAUGUUAUCACAAAAUCAACGAUUUGGCAUCUCAAAUAUCAACAAGAAACAAGUCCCUUCAAUCUCAAUUAUUCUAUGCUUUAGUCAUUCAGACUUUGAUUCCAAUUGUUUUGAUGCAUAUUCCUGUCACAAUUAUCUAUUCUUUCGCUUUUAUGGGUUAUGGAAUGGGAAUCAUUUGUGGAAUUGCAUCAAUUACAAUCAGCAUAUUGAGUACUGUAUUACCACAAGCAACUGAAAAGUAUUAUUUUGAAACAGUGAAAAAUUCGAAUCGAAAUGAGAUUUUUGAGUUUCUCAAUAAGAAUUUCAGAGUUGAUGAGUCAUUGAGCAGGGCUGCUGGAAUGACAGAAUCAGAUAUUCAAAUUUGUUUUGAAGGAGUGUUGGAUCGAGUUUUGAGAAAUGAAGUUUCGAUUUUAGCAAGAGAAAAAAGAAAUGAUGAAGUUGUUGGAUGCAUGUUGAAUUCAGUUUGGAAAAGAGGUGAUGCAAAGAAAAAUGAAAAUUCGGAAGAAGAGGUGAGCAUAUUUGAGAGGAUCAAACAUGAAUUUCUUCUUGUUUUCUUGGAAUUUCAAUUCGGAGGAGAUAGAAAAGGAGUCGUCACCAUCGGAGAAAUAUUGAAUGAACUUCAUGAAUCAUUCUGGAAAUUACGAUCAAAUCAUCAUACUGUUUUACAUUUUGAAAUCUCUUCUGUAAAUAGAAAUCAUCAGAGACAAGGAUUGGCUUCGAAAUUUAUGAAUUGGACAGAGAAUCAAGAGUUAUUAAAAUCAGUUGAAGCGAGUGGAAUUGUCGCUGAAGCUUCAUCUCUUGCCAAUCAAAUCCUAUUGGAUAAAAGAGGAUAUGAGACAGUUGCUGCUACUUUAUUAAACUCUCGAAUCGAUUCAAAUGGAAAUCAAAUUCUCGUUUGUGACGACGGAACUGAUCGAGUUAAUCUAGUUUUCAAAGAAUUUCAAUAG
This is a messenger RNA of Caenorhabditis remanei, 1281 nucleotides long. RefSeq lists its product as uncharacterized. The transcript is spliced from 6 exons. Gene Ontology annotation, biological process: olfactory behavior; G protein-coupled receptor signaling pathway. Lineage: Eukaryota; Metazoa; Nematoda; Chromadorea; Rhabditida; Rhabditidae. The coding region runs from base 1 to 1281 and encodes 426 amino acids. The record is from RefSeq and is a predicted model, not a curated record. Gene Ontology annotation, molecular function: G protein-coupled olfactory receptor activity.